Messenger RNA from Magnolia sinica, 3215 nucleotides. RefSeq names its product rho GTPase-activating protein 7-like. The transcript is spliced from 24 exons. Gene Ontology annotation, biological process: signal transduction. Lineage: Eukaryota; Viridiplantae; Streptophyta; Magnoliopsida; Magnoliales; Magnoliaceae. The coding region runs from base 310 to 3102 and encodes 930 amino acids. The record is from RefSeq and is a predicted model, not a curated record.
CUCACUUGUCCUUUCCGGGCUAUCCGUGACCCGCUUGGCAUACAUGUAAUCACACGUAUUUGUAUACUGUAUUCACAUGUGCGCCGUAUUUACGGGGCCCGCUUAAAGUCAGUUGCUUGAUGCUUGGGUUUCCGUUGGAAACCUCGGUCUGGUUACGAAACGACCGAUCUCUCUCUAUCCGUCACGAAAUCUGUAUAUUCUCAUGUUCUCAAAUCGUUUUUUUUUUUCUUCGAAAUAUUUCAGCCCUAAUUUUCUCGGUUUAGUGAUUAUUCAAUUUGAGAUUUUCCGUGAUGUGAUUCGGAAUCGGCAAUGGUUACUCGAAAUGUGGAUUCUUCUCAUCAUCAGGAAGAUGGCGGGAUGACAUCAAACGCUCAUGUGUUGAUCGAUAAGCUGCGUUCUCAUGCCGGCAACACAGUAUUCAAGAGUGGGCCACUGGCCAUAUCAUCCAAAGGAAUAGGAUGGACAUCAUGGAAGAAACGCUGGUUUAUUCUCACACGGACGUCAUUGGUCUUCUUUAGAAGUGAUCCAAGUGGUCUCCCUCAAAAAGGAAGUGAAGUGAAUCUUACCCUUGGUGGAAUUGACCUCAAUAACUCAGGAAGUGUGGUCGUUAGAGCAGAUAAAAAGCUCUUGACAGUGCUCUUUCCUGAUGGACGUGAUGGGCGAGCUUUCACACUCAAGGCUGAAACUUCAGAGGAAAUGUACGAAUGGAAAACUGCACUUGAAAAUGCUUUGGCUCAAGCACCAAGUGCAGCCCUUGCGAUGGGACAGAAUGGAAUAUUCCGAAAUGAUGCGGCUGAUGCAAUUGAAGGGUCUUUUGAACAAUGGAGGGAUAGACGGACUGUGAAGUCCUUGGUCAUCGGCAGGCCAAUUUUACUUGCUUUAGAAGAUAUUGAUGGUGGUCCCUCUUUCUUGGAGAAAGCCCUUAGGUUUAUCGAGCAGCAUGGAGUCAGAGUUGAAGGGAUCUUGCGGCAAGCUGCUGAUGUUGAUGAUGUUGAGCGCCGGGUCCAAGAGUAUGAGCAAGGGAAAGAUGAGUUCUUUCCAGAUGAAGAUGCACAUGUUGUUGCUGAUUGUGUUAAGCAUGCCCUUCGGGAGUUGCCAUCCUCUCCAGUUCCGGCAUCAUGUUGCACCUCAUUAUUGGAGGCAUUCAGAAGCAAUCGUGGAUCUAGAGUUAAUGCUAUACGUGCUGCAAUAUCUCAUACAUUCCCUGAUCCUAAUCGCCGUUUACUGCAGAGGAUUCUUGAGAUGAUGCAGGCUGUGGUUUCUCACGAAUCUGAGAAUCGGAUGUCUACAUCGGCUGUAGCAGCUUGCAUGGCUCCCUUACUUCUCCGCCCACUUCUUGCUGGUGACUGUGAGAUUCCGAAUGAGUUUGAUAUUGGCGGUGAUGGUUCCUUUCAAUUUCUCCAAGCUGCCGCUGCAGCUAACCAUGCUCAAGCCAUUGUUAUAAUUCUAUUAGAAGAGUUCAAAAGCAUAUUUUUAGCUGAGGGCUCCUUUUCUCCCAAGCUAUAUUCUGAGUCAGAAGGUACUUUCAGUGAGGAGUCAACAGAUGAUGAGAUCUUGGAAGAUGAUGGAUACCAUGACGCCCAAAAUGACCUUGAUCCAGGGACAGAUGAUGAUCAUAAAGGCGCAUUAAAUGGGACUCUCAGUGAAUGCAGUGGCAAUGGAGGCAUCAAUCUAUGUCAAGAUAAGUUUUCUGGAGGUCUUGAUUCAGAUACUGAGUCCCCUAAAUUCAAUGAGGAUCCCUCAGCCAAUGAGAAAUCACUAGAGGAAAUUCAUACUCCAUUGCCUCAGCAUGAUAAUGUAAGGAGUUGUUGCAAUUUGCGGUGUCAAAGUGAAAAGUUUUCUGCUAUACCAACUACUGAGUCUUGUGAGUCUUUAAGCGAUGUCCCUGUUUCAACGAGUCCAAGGGUUAGACAAACUGAAUCCACAAAUAAAUCAAUCAGUCUUAGUCCAUCAUCUCACAUUACAAAAUCAACAAAUAAAUCAAAUGAAUCCAGACCCGGCAUCAGGCGUCAGACUAUUUGGGCUCAUACCUCUGCAAGGACGAACCUUCCUAUGGAAUCCAUUGACGACCCUGCUGAAGAUGAGAUUGCAAUUCAGAGGCUUGAGAUCACUAAAGUUGACCUGCAAAAUAAAAUUGCAAAAGAGGUAAAAGGGAAUGCAAUUCUUCAAGCAAGUUUGGAAAGGCGAAGGCAAGCUCUACACGAGCGUCGUUCAGCUCUCGAGCAAGAUGUGGUAAGACUACAGGAGCAAUUGCAGAAAGACAGGGAUCUGAGAGGAACUUUGGAGGCUGGGGUUAACAUGCCCCUAGGGCAGUUAUCUAUUUCAUCCACUAUGGAUGGCAAGACAAGGGCAUGUAUGGAGGAAAUCGCCUUUACUGAAGCAGAUGUCAUGAAUUUGAAGCAGAAGGUUGCUGAUCUCCAUCUGCAACUUAAUCAACAGCAUCAACAUAACUAUGGUUCAGUAUGUGAAUCAUGUGGUCAGCGCCAGCAAACUUCUGAUAAUCAACCAACACCGAAGGCUCAACAGAACAAUGUUGAAAUUACAGCUCCUGAACAUAGCCGUGAAAGGUUGGCUAGAAGUGAGGAUGCAUUGCAUGGAGCAAGGUGUGAGAAAGUUGCAAUACAAGAACCACCAUCUUUACCAAACAAGCAACCUCCGCAGAAGCAGCAUACCGAUUCAGCAGGUCAAAACAUUACCAAAUUGUUGGUGGCGACUGCUAGUUCGUCUACAGAGGAGCCAUUGGUAGUUGGGGCUCAAGCUUCUUCUAAGAAAGCGAACGGGAAGGUACUAAACAAAAAACCUCCACAGAAGCAGCAACCCGAUUCGACAAGUCAAAACACUACCAAAUCCUUUGGGGCAACAACUGCUAGUUUUCCCACGGAGGAGCCGUUGAAAGCUGUGCCUCAAGCUUCAUCUAAGAAAGCUAAUGGGAAGGUUGAGGGAAUGGUUUCUACACAAUCUGCAUUGACCAAGCUGACAAACCGACUCAACUUCUUGAAGGAACGGCGCUCCCAUCUUGUAACUGAGCUUCAGAUUCUGGGAACGAGUAGGGUUCCUGAGGGUCCACUACUCAGUCCUACAACAAGGAUCAACUCCAGAUGAUACAGGGUGUGAUGUGUGAGACCCUAAGGCUAAUGUUCUCUUUGUAUAGUCAAAAUAAUGCUUUGUCUAGUUAUUCCAUUUUCUGUCAGUCUUCAAUUACUAGUCUUCUUCCA